Molecule: messenger RNA, 2108 nt
Organism: Owenia fusiformis
Lineage: Eukaryota; Metazoa; Annelida; Polychaeta; Sabellida; Oweniidae
Source: the annotation of a GenBank genome assembly
CUUAUAAUCAUUUCACAAUCAAAAUCCCAUAAAAGCCUAAGAAAGCUCCAUUUGUAAUUAUUAAGAUCAAAACAGCAGCAAAACUGCAAAAUCAACUUUAGUCACAAGUCAGAUGUUAGACAUUUUGACAGAAAUAACAUUUAAGUUGAAACAUAUAAAAAGUUCAUAAAACUGACCUUUUAAUUUUAUGAGGAGUUAAAUCAGCAAAGCAUUACUCACAGAUUAAUCAAUGUAUGUACUAGUACAAAUAUGCCAAUGCAGAAAAAAGAAUAGCAGUCAUUAUAUUACAUUUGAACACCAUUAUACAGAAAACAUAAAUUAAAGACCAUAAUGAGAAAGCAAUCUGUUAUCAAGACAAUUUGUGUUUUAUCAUUAUGUGCACUUUACUGCUAUACUUUAUGGCACCAACACAAAACAACAACAAAAAAUUUAAAGAAGAAGGCAGUGGACUUAGAUGGCAGUGAAGAGAUUGCAGAUAGUGAUAUUCACACCUUAACAUAUAAUGACAUUGAGAGCCAGUAUAGCAAUAUGUAUGAUAAUGCAAUAGAUGGUGGCAUCCAACAUGUAGAAACUUGGAGAAACAAGCAAGUGAAAGACUCAACACAAAAAGACGAAUAUUCCCAAAAUGAAGAUCUAAUGCGAGCCAAUUCAAAAAAGAAUCUAUCCAGUUAUGAUCGACUGAAUGCAACAAUGAAAUCCAGACUACCUCGGUUUAUUCUAGGAGGUGUUAAAAAGUGUGGAACGGGAACAUUAAUGACAUUUGUAAAUCGGCAUCCUCAGAUUAUUCGUUCUCAACUGGGGGGAUUUUUCGCGGAGUUUGUAAGUUUUAGUCAAGGAACUCAAUGGUAUUAUAACAAAAUGGUAGUGCCAACAAAGGAUCAUGUUGUCCUAGAAAGAUGUAAUGGAUGCUAUGAUACAUUACAAGCUCCUUGGAGAUUAACAGAGACACUGGGACAUGAUGUCUAUAUAAUAUGGAUAGUCAGAGACCCUAUGGAUCGUUUGGAAUCUGAAAUAGCUCAGCAGAUAUCUAACAAAGAGAACCAGUUCACCCCGGAGAACAUCCUAUAUAAAUCCAAAGAAAAUAUCACACAUAAUCAGAUAAUACGACGUGGACUUUACGACAUCUUUCUCCAACACUGGUUACAUUAUCUCCCGUUAGACCACUUCCUUUUCAUUGAAACAUCCGAUUUCAUCAAAAAACCAUGGGUGGAGUUAAACAGGCUAGAGAGAUUCAUGAAUUUGACAAGAUUUUUCAAUGAGGAUAUGUUUAUACCAGGAGAUGGACGAAAAGAUUUCUAUUGUAUCCGUAACACCAACUUAACAUCCAAAGGUGAAGUGACAUGUAUGGGCGAUGGAAAAGGAAGGGAGCAUCCUAAAUUUGAUACUGAAACGGCUGAAAUAUUAGAAAAAUUUUACCUUCCACAUAGUAAAGCUUUUUUUGAAAAGAUACAACAUAGUUACAAAUGGAGAGGCACUUAACUGUUUUUAUUACCUAUUAUUCAAUUUGUAUCUGAUAAAAACUGCUAGUUUGAUUUAUUCUUUCAAAAUAUGAUACCUCAUUAAAAUGUAAAAACAAUAGAUCACUUGACAUAUGUAGAGAAAAAUGAACAUGCACUUUGAAAAUGAACUUAGACUCAAUCAAUAGAAUAAUACAAUUAUGUAAAUGUAAAACACAAAAUUUGUAUGUAAGGUUCUACUUUCCAAAUCCAUUCCAACUCUGCACAAAACAUUUCUUAGAUUUUUCACUCAAACUUCCCUUAUAAUCUUAACCAUAUUCAGAGCAAUUUAAAGGGAGUUUUACCGAACAGGAUAUAAAGAAGUUUUACUUGUUCUUUGUGCUCAAUAUAUAGAUUUGCACAUAAAACAACUCAAAUCAAUAUUUAACAUUGUAGGUCUAGUACAUUGAUAGUGGAUUUUCAAAAGCUUUCUUUGAGAAUAAAUAAAAUAUAAAUAAUAUAAAUGAUUAAAAUUUUAGCCUCACCAUAUUCUAUAUUUGUACAGGAUGAUAUGAACAAUUAAUUUUAAUUUGUCGAGAGAGUGAUAUAUUAUUGGAAAACUACAUCCAAUGGUGUUUCUGUGUUAAUUUGGUGUAACACAUAAUUCAAACA